CAACGAAGCAACAGCAGGAGCGAGUUGUGUGUGUUCCAAAAACGGCACAAGCGCCCAAUACAGCAGAGGACACAGCAGCAAAAGCAGAAGCAGACAACAAGCAAGGCAGGCCAGCAGCCACGAGGUGCAGGUGCACUAAGCAAGCAAAGGCACGCGGAUUGCUGGUGGUGGUGGUGGUGUGGUGGGUGAAGCAGUGAGCGCAAGAAGGGAUCCGCAAAAGGGGUCACGCGAUGGAGCAACCGGCAAAGCAGGCCAAGAUGUCCACGAGCCCGUCUCGUGCGCACGCGAGAAGUGCAGCUGCGACCGCUGCUGCUGCAUCGUCUGCAGCAAACAGCAACCGCAGCAAUCAUGUGGCAGGAGGGAACGGGAGUAGCAGUAGUGCAGUGAAGAAGCCAGAGGUGGAUGAGACGGAGCCCCUAACCAUGCCUCGCACAGCCAAGUCCAUCAUUCAGAUCCUGCAGGAUAUGGGCAUCCCAUACUUUGAACCGCUCGUUGUGCCACAGCUCCUCGAGUUUUGCCAACGAUACAUCCACAGCAUGCUGGAGGACGGCACGAGGUUGGCGGAGCACCGUGUUGGGUCCGACAAGACAGCGGACAGCAGAGUCAAGGCUGCGGAUACAGUCGCUCUAACUGUGGAAGACGUCAAACUGGCCAUCCAGAGCAGGAUAGACUUUGACAACUCCGCCCCACCACCACGAGAGUAUCUGCUUGAGAUUGCGCGGGAGAAGAACGACAUGCCACUUCCCCCGAUCCCCGAGAAGCCCGGUCUCCAUCUUCCCCAGGAGCGUUACUGUCUCACCAACCCCAACUACACCGUCAAGCCCGUACCGAAGAAAUCGCGGGACGCGGGGCCGUGGCCGAAGCACUUCACCAAGGACACGGUGCAAGCUGCGAAGCGGGCGCAGAUGCAGCGGCGAAUGCGCGGGAAAGCGGCCGAGGAGAAGGAGGAGGCUGCGACGGCUGGCGAGUUUACACUCGACGACUCGGCAGCCCUGGACCUGAGCACAUCUGCUGAUGCAGCGAAAGAGGGCGGUGAGAAGAAGAAGGAAGGAGAGGAGGAAGAAGAUAAGAAGCAGGAAGGGGAAAGCGACAAGAAGGAGCAAGAGAAGCAAGCAAGCGAAGCACUCGCAACAGCAACAACAACAACGACGGCACCAAUGGGUUACAUGUCUGCUGGACUGCUGGGGAAAACAACAGAGGAAGACGACGACGAAUUCGAUUAGCAAUCAAUAUGCGUGUGUGUGUUUGUGUGCGUGCGUGCGUGCGUGCGUGUGUGUGUGUGUGGCAUUGAGACUGUUGUACUUGAGGGCAACGCCAACUUGUGUGAUUUGUUGGUGUGAAGGUGUCACUGUUGUUGUUGUGUUUGUUUGAUGCGCGUUUAUGGUUGAUUGUGUUUGUGAACAGUGGUGUCACCAAGAAGUAGGCAACACCAGCCAACCAAGGGUCAAGUAAAAGGUGAACUAACA
Molecule: messenger RNA, 1466 nt
Organism: Salpingoeca rosetta
Lineage: Eukaryota; Choanoflagellata; Craspedida; Salpingoecidae
Exons: 6
Coding region: 231-1223 (330 amino acids)
Biological process (GO): DNA-templated transcription initiation; RNA polymerase II preinitiation complex assembly
Cellular component (GO): transcription factor TFIID complex; SAGA complex
Molecular function (GO): transcription coactivator activity; RNA polymerase II general transcription initiation factor activity; protein heterodimerization activity
Source: RefSeq, a predicted model, not a curated record